Messenger RNA from Funneliformis mosseae, 794 nucleotides. NCBI's taxonomy places the organism in Eukaryota, Fungi, Glomeromycota, Glomeromycetes, Glomerales, Glomeraceae. The record is from the annotation of a GenBank genome assembly.
ACCGAUGAUUCUACAAAAAUCCUUCCUGAGAACGUUCCACCAAAAACUGAGGCAAAACUUUGGGAUGAACACAAGAAGACAGUUGAAUUUUCCCUUAAUUCAGAUUGCCCCUCAACUGCUGCCAAGCCUGAGAAAUUCUUCAAACUUCAAGAAAAGAACCCAAUUUUCAAUAGGCGAUCACUUAAAAAUACUGGUCCUUCCAUCUUUCUCUACGAUAGUGUCUUUGGCCAAUUUCUCAACGAUUUUGAGAAUCAAUAUGAUGAAAAAUGUAUAUGUGAUGGAGUAGCUAUAAUCAAAGUUUCAAGAUUAUAUAUUGGCUAUCAAUUGUUUCUCAAAGUAAAGAACGAGAUUGGUUCAGGAGGAAGUGAUCCCACUAUUCAAGCCGCCAUUUAUUAUCGAGAUCACUGGGUUCAAUCUAUUUCUAGUCCAGUUCGAGAAUGUUGCUGUGCACUAUCAUUCGUCAUCGCUGUGGCAGGACUAUGGUUAUGUGUCCUUGGAUGUAUAUUUCUAGAAAAAGUAAUUGUUCAGCCAUUGACAGAUCUUAUUUCAUUCACUAUAAACAUGGAAGACUAUAAACAAUUAGAACAGAUUGCUCAGCUUUUUCAAGCGCUGUAUCUUGCUGUUUAUCGCCUUAAAGAUUUCUACAAGAGUUUGAACCUGAUCCCAUCUGAACAGAGGUUCUUUUCAUAUCUUAAUAAGUAUCAAACUGAAAACAACAAAACUAUUUCUUUUACUUAUCUCUAUCAGUUCGAAGGAUCCUUAAAAUUUCUAUGGAAGGCUGAGACAAUUGAUGG